AUGGCAUGGAUUCGAAUCAUGCUGCUACUAGCAGCUUGCUUGCUUCCUCUAUCAGUGGAAGCCAUGGUUCGCCACUACAAGUUCAACGUGGUAAUGAAGAACGCCACAAGAUUGUGUUCAACCAAGCCCAUAGUAACCGUAAAUGGGAAGUUCCCAGGCCCCACCAUCUAUGCUAGGGAAGAUGACACGCUUAUAGUAAAAGUGGUUAACCAUGUCAAAUACAAUGUUACCAUCCACUGGCAUGGGAUUAGACAGUUGCGGACGGGCUGGGCCGAUGGGCCAGCAUAUAUAACCCAAUGCCCAAUACAACCGGGCCAGGUCUAUGUACACAACUUCACCGUCACUGGACAGAGAGGGACACUUUGGUGGCAUGCACAUAUCCUCUGGCUUAGAGCAACUCUAUAUGGUGCCUUAGUCAUUAUGCCCAAGCUUGGAGUUCCUUACCCUUUUCCCAAGCCUCACAUGGAACAAGUUAUCAUAUUGGGUGAAUGGUGGAAAUCAGAUACUGAGGCUGUGAUAAAUGAAGCUUUGAAUUCUGGGUUGGCCCCAAAUAUCUCUGAUGCCUACACAAUCAACGGCCAUCCCGGGCCUGUUCCUCAUUGUACUUCACGAGAAGGAUUCAAAUUCCAAGUUGAACUUGGAAACACCUACUUGCUAAGAAUAAUCAACGCUGCAAUGAAUGAAGAUCUCUUCUUUAAGAUUGCUGGUCAUGAUGUCACUGUUGUUGAAGUUGAUGCUUCCUACACAAAACCUUUCAAAACUAACACCAUAGUUAUAGCACCUGGCCAGACAACAAAUGUGCUUCUAAAAGCCAACCGUGCUAUUGGUAAAUAUUUAGUAGCUGUCUCUCCCUUCAUGGAUUCUCCAAUUGUAGUGGAUAAUGUGACUGCCACUGCCAUAUUACACUAUUCAGGCUCCCUUGGUUCCACUUUGACCACCCUCACUUCCCUUCCUCCCGAAAAUGCUACCCCAGUUGCUACCAAUUUCACAAACUCCCUCAGAAGUCUGAACUCUAAAAAGUACCCUGCUAGAGUCCCAACAAAGGUUGACCAUUCCUUGUUCUUCACUGUCAGUCUUGGUUUCAACGCUUGUCCUACUUGUGUGAAUGGUACUAGGUUUAUUGCAGCUAUGAACAAUGUUACCUUUGUGUUGCCUACAGUUUCUCUCCUUCAAGCACAUUUCUUUAACAUAAGUGGAGUUUUCUCUAGUGAUUUUCCUAGAAAACCUCCAAUAGUCUAUGACUUCACAGGGAAACAACCAACAAAUUUCAUGACCACAAUAGGGACAAGGGUCUAUAGACUCCCUUACAACUCUACAGUUCAAAUAGUCUUGCAAGAUACUGGAAUGAUAGCACCUGACAACCAUCCUAUUCAUCUCCAUGGACACAAUUUCUUUGUUGUUGGUAAGGGACUAGGGAACUUCAACCCUAAAUGGGACACCAAAAAGUUUAACCUUGUGGAUCCUGUGGAGAGAAACACGGCUGGUGUUCCAUCUGGUGGAUGGGCUGCUAUCAGAUUCAGGGCUGAUAAUCCAGGGGUGUGGUUUAUGCAUUGCCAUUUGGAAACUCAUAAAACAUGGGGACUGAAGAUGGCAUUUGUGGUGGACAAUGGUAAAGGACCAAAUGAAUCUCUACUACCACCUCCAAGUGACCUACCCAAGUGUUGAAAAGAGUACUGAUUAACAAUCUUUGCCCACGGAGAAAG
Gastrolobium bilobum is the source of this 1703-nucleotide messenger RNA. RefSeq names its product laccase-4-like. NCBI's taxonomy places the organism in Eukaryota, Viridiplantae, Streptophyta, Magnoliopsida, Fabales, Fabaceae. Bases 1 to 1665 code for a protein of 554 amino acids. Gene Ontology annotation, biological process: lignin catabolic process. The transcript is spliced from 6 exons. The record is from RefSeq and is a predicted model, not a curated record. Gene Ontology annotation, cellular component: apoplast. Gene Ontology annotation, molecular function: copper ion binding; hydroquinone:oxygen oxidoreductase activity.